UUUGAAAAUUUGAAAUUGUUAUUUUGAACAAAGAUGGCGCGCUUGUCGGAGUUGCCUGCUGCGGGAGCUCUCGUGGUCCUUUUCCAUCGCGAACCAGCAAACUAUGCCGUUUGAACGAUUUGUGCAGACAGGCCGUGUGUGCCUUGUGAAUGAUGGCCCCAACCAGGGAAAAUUGGUCACAAUUGUGGACGUUAUUGACCAAAACAGAGUUUUAGUCGACGGACCUCAGUCAAAUAUCCCAAGAGGUCAAAUGAGAUUGAGCGAACUUCAUCUCACAAAAUUCCAGUUGAAAUUCCCAUUUACUGGAUCAACCCGCGUUGUCCGUAAGGCCUGGGAAGCGGCCGAGCUAGACAAAAAAUGGAGCGAAACUGUUUGGGCCAAAAAAGCCGCUGCUAAAGCGAAGCGAUUGACGCUCAGCGAUUUCGAUCGUUUCAAAUUGAGGAAGGCGCGCCAAAUGCGCAACAAAUUCAGAACGGAUGCUUUCUACCGAUUGAAGAAAGCAACGAAGAAAUCUAAAAAAGGAGCACCAGCAGCUAAAGACUCCAAAAAAACUGAAAAGAAAUCCAAGAAGUAGUUUGAUAAAUACUUCAAAUAAAUCUUAUUAAAACUAA
Messenger RNA from Microplitis demolitor, 611 nucleotides. It is a transcript of the gene RpL14, whose product is annotated as 60S ribosomal protein L14. Gene Ontology annotation, molecular function: structural constituent of ribosome; RNA binding. Gene Ontology annotation, biological process: translation; ribosomal large subunit biogenesis. Gene Ontology annotation, cellular component: cytosolic large ribosomal subunit; ribosome. The record is from RefSeq and is a predicted model, not a curated record. NCBI's taxonomy places the organism in Eukaryota, Metazoa, Arthropoda, Insecta, Hymenoptera, Braconidae. Bases 104 to 574 code for a protein of 156 amino acids. The transcript has 4 exons.